AUGGAAUUCCGCCCGGGCAAAGCCGCGCUGCUCUCCCUCCUCCUCGUGGCCGCGCUGAGCCGCCGAUCCCUGGAAAAAUCGCUUCCCGCGGGAUACCGGGAGCACGAGGACCCCCGGGAGAGCCCGGGGCUGAUCCAGUGCGGGGAGUACAGCAACCAGGUGCUUCCCAACGGGAAGUGCCGGAUCGUGGCCACGCUGCCGCAGGGGGACGAGCAGCGCUGCCCCGACCUGUUCCGCUGCACCGACGAGGUCUCCUACUGGCUCCACGAGAACGAGGAGCGCAAGCAGCAGAUCCUGGAGCUCCGGGAGCUGAUCUCCGAGCUCCAGGAGGAGCUCCGGAACCACCGGCACCGCCUCAAGGCGCUGGAGAUGCAGCAGGAGGAGGCGGCGGGGCAGAACCAGAGCCUCCUGCAGCGGGUGCAGGAGCUGGAGCAGCAUUCCCGGGAAUCCAGCACGCUGCAGCACAUCCAGGCCACGCUGCUCUACGACAUCCAGGCCCAGAUCAACAACAUCUCGGCCCUGGCAGACUGGGCCUGGAGGAACCCCGGGGGCUGCCUGCACCCCGCCGACAUCCGCGUCCAGGGGGAGAUGCAGCACCCAGGGAUCAAACACGGCCGGAAUUGUCCCAUGGAUUGCGCCUCCGUCUACUACACCGGGCUGCGGAGAUCCGGGAUUUACAGCGUCCUGCCCUCGGUCCGCGGCCUUCCCGUCGAGGUCCUGUGCGACAUGGACACGGAAGGGGGUGGCUGGACCGUCAUCCAGAGGCGCCAGGACGGAUCCGUGGAUUUCAACCGGACCUGGAUCGAGUACAAGGAAGGAUUUGGGGACCUCAACGGGGAAUUCUGGCUGGGGAACGACAACAUCCACAGGAUCACGAGCCAAGGGGAUUAUUCCCUACGGAUCGACCUGGAAGACUGGAAUAACAAACACAAACACGCCUUCUACCAGGUCUUCAGCAUCGAGGACGAGGAAAACUUGUACCGGCUGCACGUGGACGGGUUCAGCGGCACCGUGGAGGAUUCCUUCGCCUGGUACCACGACAAGAGGAGCUUCAGCACCCCGGAUUCCGGGAAUAUCUGCGCCGAGAUUUCCCACGGGGGCUGGUGGUACCACCAGUGCUUCUUCUCCAACCUCAACGGCGUUUACUACAAGGGCGGCCGAUAUUCCAUUAAGAACCGGAAGAUGCUGGGCCCGGAUGGGAUCGUCUGGUACUCCUGGAAGGACACGGACUAUUAUUCCCUACGGAAGGUGGUCAUGAUGAUCCGGCCGCGCACAUUCCGGCCCCACCUCUCCCCCUGA
Messenger RNA from Oenanthe melanoleuca, 1299 nucleotides. RefSeq names its product fibrinogen-like protein 1. The coding region runs from base 1 to 1299 and encodes 432 amino acids. The record is from RefSeq and is a predicted model, not a curated record. The transcript has 6 exons. NCBI's taxonomy places the organism in Eukaryota, Metazoa, Chordata, Aves, Passeriformes, Muscicapidae.